Messenger RNA from Paramecium primaurelia, 623 nucleotides. Lineage: Eukaryota; Ciliophora; Oligohymenophorea; Peniculida; Parameciidae. The record is from the annotation of a GenBank genome assembly.
AUGUCAGUCUGUUUCUCUCCUGAUGGAAAUAUAUUAGCUUCUGGUAGUUAUGAUAACUCUAUCUGUCUAUGGGAUGUCAAAACAGGAUAAUAAAAAGCCAAAUUAGAUGGUUAUACUCAUUAUGUUAUGUCAGUCUGUUUCUCUCCUGAUGGAAAUACAUUAGCUUCUGGUAGUGAUGAUAAUUCUAUCUGUCUAUGGGAUGUCAAAACAGGAUAAUAAAAAGCCAAAUUAGAUGGUUAUACUCAUUAUGUUAUGUCAGUCUGUUUCUCUCCUGAUGGAAAUACAUUAGCUUCUGGUAGUGAUGAUAACUCUAUCCAUCUAUGGGAUGUCAAAAACAAGUAUUGUUCAGAUUAUAGAUUUAAAGAAAUUUAGGUUAAAAAUACAAGAUAUCCUUUUUUUAACAUCCCUUUGCAGUAAAAGAAUAUUAUUUAAAAUUUAGAUACAUCUAAUAUAAUGGUUUACCCAGACUUCAAUUUUGUAUAGAUUUGAGAGAGUUUUUUAUAAAAAACCGUUUCCUUUUAGGAGAAUUAUUGGAGUAACACUUGAUUAAUUUAAAAACUAACCUAUAUUAACCCUUAAUUUAAAUCUAUUUUAAUAUACUUCUUGUGUCCAAUAUUUGUUGA